AAAGACCAAUAUGGCGGAUGAAUUGUCCGGUGAUCGUUUUAAGGACGUUCUUUCGACCUCUCAGAGCAACUCGCCUUGUGGGUUUUGUUCUAAAGAAGUCUCCAAGUACACGUGUCCUCGUUGCCAUGUCCGAUACUGUUCCAGUGUGUGCUAUAAAAGUGAUAAACACUUACAGUGUUCGGAGCUUUUUUAUAAAGAUUGUGUCAUGGAAGCAAUGUGCGAACAACAGAGUAGUAGUGAAGACAAGCAUAAAAUGCUGGAAUUGUUGCACAAACUAAAGAAGCAGGAUGAAGAAGAAGGCUUUCAGGAUGCUGUAGAUUUGGAGGAACGAUUGAAAAAUGUAGAUAUAAACAAUGACACAGAAGCCGUGUGGUCGGCGUUGACAGAUAGUGAACAGAAAGAGUUUGAAUCUGCCGUCAAAAGCGGAGAGAUUUCUCAUGUCAUUGACGUUUGGAUCCCGUGGUGGACUAAACAAGAUGACAGAAAUAACAGAAAGAAGAUAGAGGUUGUAAGUGAAGGGAGCAACAUUUUAGGAAAGAAAGAUGAACAAAAAAGCAAAAGCCAUCAAAUCCAAACUAAGGAACAAGAAAAAAAGGAAAAGAUGCCAGCAUUAAAAAGGAACAUCACAUCAUUACUGUCAGCCAUGAAAAAUUCAAAUGUGAAUCCAAAUGUGCGGUUCAGUUGUAUAAAUGUAAUUUUCUCAUAUGCAUAUAUCAUGAGGCUGUACAAUGGAUGCCCAGAAGACAAUUUAGAACAGGCAGCAGAGAAUUUGUUACAGCUUUCACCUGUUCUUUCUAAAAAUGCUGUGUUUGACAGUGUGGAGUCAGUAGUUCACAGCUCCUUGAGUGCUGUGCUAGAUUGCAAGGACCUUUACUGUUCUGAGGAAUCAUCUCAUCAGGUGCUUCUGGAUGUUAUUUCUUUGAUCAAAGGAUAUGUUGUUAUGGAGAGAAAGAAAACAAACUUUGUUGACAGUGCUCUGUCUCAUUUGUGUCGACUUCUCAGUGGAGGAAGAGAGAGAUUGAAAGUCAACUCCAAAAUGAACCAAAAAGAAGCAGAUUUAUGUAAAUCUUUGUGGCUUGCAAAAAAGAAAGUAGAGUUUUUAUUAGCAUGGGUUCACACAAACACUCAUAUUUUGCAAUCUCUUGUGCUAAACAUGGAAGUUGUUCUUACAGAGGUAUCCAUGUCUAACAGACAACACAGAGAACAAAGAGAAAAGCUAGAGCAAGUAUGGGGAGGUUCAAAGCCACCAAAGAAAGCAACUCUUAUCACAGAAAUCUAAGUCAGAAUUUGAAAAGAGAACUCUGAAGGACAUUGUAGUAUGAUAGAACCAAUCCCCAGUAGUUUCUGAGGCAAGCUUUCCUGCAUCAUAUUGCUAUCAUACAGUGGAACCUUCGCUAACUUGACCUUUUAACUCCCAAGAUCUGUUUUAAAUUCUCCCCUCUAUUUUUUUCUUAGAUCAAGAUAACCUCUUGUACCAGUUUGAGUUAUUCUAAUCACCCACCUAUUUGUGUGAUACUGUAUUGAUGUUUUAAGGGGAAAUUCUGAGGUGGUCACUCAUGGGAGUUUAAGGGUUAGCUUCUUGCUCGCCAUAAGUGAAAGUAAUUCUCUUGAAGAACAUUUUAAAGUCAUAUGAAGGGAGAAGUAAAUAUUACAUCAAAAGUCAAGUGGGGUUUUAUUUCAUGU
Molecule: messenger RNA, 1683 nt
Organism: Pocillopora verrucosa
Lineage: Eukaryota; Metazoa; Cnidaria; Anthozoa; Scleractinia; Pocilloporidae
Product: zinc finger HIT domain-containing protein 2
Source: RefSeq, a predicted model, not a curated record